Molecule: messenger RNA, 762 nt
Organism: Glycine soja
Lineage: Eukaryota; Viridiplantae; Streptophyta; Magnoliopsida; Fabales; Fabaceae
Product: germin-like protein subfamily 3 member 1
Exons: 2
Coding region: 1-675 (224 amino acids)
Cellular component (GO): cell wall
Molecular function (GO): manganese ion binding
Source: RefSeq, a predicted model, not a curated record
AUGGUAAACCUUUUUGGUGGAAAAAAGUCAACCUUCUUGGUUAUGACGAAGACUAUGGUUCUCAUUCUUUUCUUUCUCGCUCUUAUUUCAUCCACAUCUCAUGCUUCUAAUUUUAAUGAUUUCUGCGUAGCAGACCUCAAGGCUCCAGAGAGCCCUUCUGGCUAUCCUUGUUUACCACCUAAUACUUUGACGGCAGAUAACUUUGUGUUCACUCUUCAACUUCCAAACACCACAAACCCUUUACUCAAAGCAGGAAUUAACACUGCAUUUGUCAAUGACUUUCCUGCUCUCAAUGGCCUUGGCGUCUCUGCAGCACGUGUAGUUAUUGAAAAAGAUGGAUUUUUUCCACUGCACACACAUUCAGAUGCCACUGAACUAAUAAUCACAGUAGAAGGUGAAAUCACUGCUGGAUUCGUGACACCUACGAAAGCUUAUGUGAAGACGCUGAAAUCCGGAGAUCUUAUGGUUAUCCCAAAGGGACUAUUGCAUUUUGUUGUGAAUUCUUGUAAGGGGAAAUCUACUGGUUUUGCAGUUUUUAGUAGCUCAAACCCUGAUGUCCAAUUAUUUAAUGAUAUAUUUGCCAACAAUGUACCUUCUCACAUACUUGCACAAACUACCUUCCUUGAUGUUGCCCAAGUCAAGAAGCUUAAGGCUCGUUUCGGUGGCAGCGGCUAGGAUUAUUUUCUAGCGUAUUAAUUCAUGUGUUUGUAACAGUAAUCAUCAUCAACAAUAAACGUCAUUGUUUGUUUCACCUUUUUUCCA